AGGAGCGACACGUGGAGGAGCUGCCGCGGGACGAGGAGCAGGAGGACUUUGUGGACUCUCUGGAGCAAAACCACAACAGUCAAGUUCUCAUUCGCCUCAGAGGAAUGCAGAAAUACAAAAACACGUCACAGAGGCUGAAAGCGGCGAUAGCGGUGAUGGACGGCGGCCGCGCGCUGGACCUUGCCGAGCUGCGUGGGAACCUGCAGAUGGCCGCCGCCAUGCUGGACGCCGUCUACGCCGACGAGACCAACAGACGUCUGCUGGACCCCGAGGACGAUCUGAGCGAGCUGCCGGCCGAGUCGGUGCCCAGGGAGGUCCGCGACUGGCUGGCGUGCACCUUCAGCCGCAAGAUGGGCGUGGCCAAGCGCCGGCCCGAAGAGAAGCCCCGCUUCAGGAGCAUCGUCCACGCCGUGCAGGCCGGGAUCUUCGUGGAGAGGAUGUACCGACGGACGUCCAACAUGGCCGGCCUGACGUACCCGCCCACGGCUCUCGCAGCUCUCAAGAAGGUGGACCAGUGGUCCUUUGACGUGUUUUCGCUUCACGAGGGCACGGGCGAGCACGCUCUCAAGUUUCUGGUCUAUGAGCUCCUGACGCGCUAUGACCUCAUCAACAGGUUCAGGAUUCCGGUGCCGGCGCUGGUGCAGUUUGUGGAGGCUCUGGAGAACGGCUACAGCAAGCACAAGAACCCCUACCACAACCUGGUCCACGCCGCCGACGUCACGCAGACGGCGCACUUCCUCAUGCUGCACACCGGAACCAUGCACUGGCUGAGCGAGCUGGAAAUCCUGGCCAUGGUUUUUGCCGCGGCCAUUCACGACUUUGAGCACACGGGAACCACAAACAAUUUCCACAUCCACACCAGGUCGGAGGUGGCCAUCCUGUACAACGAUCGCUCGGUCCUGGAGAACCACCACGUGAGCGCCGCCUACAGGCUGAUGGCGGAGGAGGACACCAACAUCCUGGUCAACCUCAACAAGGACGACUGGAGGGAGCUUCGGGCCCUGGUGAUCGAGAUGGUGAUGUCGACGGACAUGUCGUGUCACUUCCAGCAGAUCAAGACCAUGAGGAACACCCUCGCGCAGUCGCACAGCGUGGACAAGGUGAAGGUUCUGUCUCUGAUGCUGCAUGCUGCUGACAUUAGCCACCCCGCUAAAACGUGGCCGCUGCACUACCGCUGGACGCAUAGUCUCAUGGAGGAGUUCUUCCGACAGGGAGACAAAGAAGUGGAGCUGGGCCUUCCUUUUUCUCCUCUUUGUGACCGGCAGGCCACCAUGAUCGCACAGUCGCAGAUCGGUUUCAUCGACUUCAUCGUGGAGCCGACGUUCAGCGUCCUGGUGGACACGACGGAGAAGGUGAUGGGCCCCCUCAUAGACGAGGAGAGGAAGGCCCGGGAGACGGGAAACCGACGCUUCAGCCUGACGGGAAGCGGCUCGGUCACCGUGGAGUCUGUCCAGAGACGCGGCGGCGGCGGCGGUCGCCUCGGCGACAGCGAUGACGGACAGACGGACUUCUCCUUGACCGCCAUUGACCUGACCGCGCUCAGGAAGCACCUGAGUGACGUCAUCAACGGCAACAAGGACAGAUGGAAGGAACUCUCCGUGCAUGAAUUGGCCAAUAAGAAUCAAGACGAUGAGGACGGGGUGGAGUCCAAGAGCAGAAGCUGCACGACUGACCCAUCCCAGGGCUCGGCUGGCUGCCCACCUGAUGAAACAUGUGACCACGACGACCGUGACCAAGACUCACCUGAGGACCACUCCAGAUGGAACGGGGCAGCGCCAGGAGAGGAGGACCAGGAAGUGCCUGAAAACGCCUAACGGGACAUCUGAUGUAAACUCUGCCAAGGAACCAGUCGCCAUGGUGGCAGAUUGUAAGGCGUCCCUCAGGGGUCCUGGCAAAGGCCUUUGGAACUUUUCUUUACAAUUGACCUUGAAGGCAUCACGCCACCACAACUUCUUGUGCAAACACGCCAAACAAUGCGUCGGACUGGAAGUGAGUCGUGGAACACGUCGAACAUUCACCAAGCAUUUAAAUUAGCGCCCAUCAAGCUAGCUAUCUUGAUAGCUUAGCAUGAGUGUGACAGAGGCGCGUUUGUGUAGUUUGGAUCUUUGUCAAUCACCGCAUCACCAUGGCAACCCUCUCAAAAACACUUUGCAGCCGAUGAAGGGAGCAGUGUGUGUGUGUGUGUGUCUGUGUGUGUGCGUGUGCGGCAUUAUUGUUAGCUUUUUGGGUGUGGUCGUGGCCCAGAAGGUUUAAUAAACAUUUGCAAUGGACUCACAAA
Messenger RNA from Hippocampus comes (tiger tail seahorse), 2278 nucleotides. It is a transcript of the gene pde1a, whose product is annotated as phosphodiesterase 1A, calmodulin-dependent. The transcript is spliced from 16 exons. Lineage: Eukaryota; Metazoa; Chordata; Actinopteri; Syngnathiformes; Syngnathidae. Gene Ontology annotation, biological process: signal transduction. Bases 105 to 1814 code for a protein of 569 amino acids. Gene Ontology annotation, molecular function: 3',5'-cyclic-nucleotide phosphodiesterase activity. The record is from RefSeq and is a predicted model, not a curated record.